AUGCUUUGUUUCACCGAUCUGCCUCCAGAAAUCCAUCAUCGGAUAAUCUGCCACCUGGAGUCGAACCGCGAUGUGGCCGCUCUCUCUUCACAAUGCAAAGCUCUACGUUCUCUCUGCGACAUGUCCAAUCGGAAGAAAUACCGUCGUGUGCGCAUCACCCCGAGUAUUGCUGAUCUUGAUCGCGCGUUCAAGAUGCUCAUGGACAUUUUGAGAAAGCCCAGUUUGGGUCGCUAUGUGCGCCAUAUUGAAUAUAGGCAGACUGUUUCGCGGUAUCGCCUUUAUGAUGUGAAGCCUUAUGAGCCGAAACUAAGUGAGGCGGAUAUGCGGCUGCUGCGAAAUGCCACGCAGAGGGCAGGAUUUACGGGACCUCUAGGAGAGCGUGUACUGAAUAUGUUGCUGCGGGAAUCGGUGGUGGGGGUUCCUCUUUACGGCACGUUUAGUGACACCCGUGCACCCGCGACCUACGUCACGCAAGCGUUGACGGCCCUACUCGUCUCGGUGUCACCCAACCUCGAGUCAAUGGCGAUGAUGCCGACUUUUUACACCGACUUUAACGAGGAAACGGAAGAUUCUUUUAUGCACUCCGAGUGCGCCCUGGACCUGCUACUCAAGGAGACAAAUGAAAACCCUGUUGACAAGCCGUACCUGCAGAAUCUUCGCAGAGUGUACAUGAUCAACCUGGGGGACGACUCUUUUGACGACGGGCGGGUGUAUGUGGCCAUGGACUUCAUCGGAUGCUUAGCCAUUCUCCGCAAUCUUCCGUCCCUUGAAUGGAUCGGUACUGAUGCUCUGACGGAGGAUGACAACGUGAUGCCGGCACUCGGACCCAAAUCUUCCAAUGUGUCUCGCAUUGCGAUCCAUCACUCAGCUGUAGCUACAAGCUAUCUGACGCCUGUCAUCCGGUCGUGCAGAGCCUUAAAGGAAUUCGAGUAUUCAAUCGGUGGCAGGGGUUCGGUCAAUGGUACACACCCGACCUUCAACCCGAAAACGUUUGUUCUGUGCGUCCUGGAGCACAAAACCACGCUAGAAAAAUUAGAUGUCGACGUCGAAGCACAUAUAUGUAGCACCGUCUAUCGUGGUCCAGGGGACUUUGAAUUCGACGAGGAAGAUGGCCGAGCCGAGGCACAAGCCUACUGGAUUGAAUCACCCCCAAACUCAUUCUGGGACCAGCGGGGGUGUCUCAAAGACUUUGAGGCCCUGAAAAGCCUCAGUAUUGGGGUAAAUUUUCUGUUGUACUUUGCCUCGGGAGUGAACAACGAGAAUGACGACAAGAUCGUGUCUUUGGUGGAGUAUCUGCCGCCAAAUCUGGAGUACCUGUGCAUCCGGGGAUACGAGAAGGGCAAAAGGAAGCGUAAUGACGAUCAGAUGGAUGCCCUCAAGGCGCUGUUGGAGUCAGGUUCAACUUCGCUGAAGGAGCUACAUGGUGUCGACGAAUGUAUUCCCGACGCAAAGGACAUCGACUUCCCAGAUAGAUAUCCGGACCUGUUGUGGAAGCUCUCCGAUGAAUGGUCGGACGAGGAGGAAUAG
Messenger RNA from Aspergillus pseudoviridinutans, 1527 nucleotides. RefSeq names its product F-box protein. The transcript is spliced from 2 exons. The record is from RefSeq and is a predicted model, not a curated record. Gene Ontology annotation, molecular function: protein binding. Bases 1 to 1527 code for a protein of 508 amino acids. Lineage: Eukaryota; Fungi; Ascomycota; Eurotiomycetes; Eurotiales; Aspergillaceae.